This is a messenger RNA of Racocetra fulgida, 325 nucleotides long. Lineage: Eukaryota; Fungi; Glomeromycota; Glomeromycetes; Diversisporales; Gigasporaceae. The record is from the annotation of a GenBank genome assembly.
AUGCCUUGUACUCCUUUUGGUAAAAGUAAGCCAUUGCAGCGUAAAUUAGUUGUGUUAGGUGAUGGUGCUUGCGGAAAGACUUCCCUUCUAAACGUAUUUACGAAGGAUAAUAUAGAAUCAAAAUGGAUGGAGGAAAUACUUGAACAUUGUCAGGGCGUCAAGAUUGUCUUAGUCGCCCUUAAAUGUGAUUUAAGGGAAGAUCUUCAAGUUGUCAGAGACAUGCAACGUUAUGGUGAAAGACCUGUAACAUAUGAGGAGGGGUUGGCAGUAGCUCGCAAUAUUGAAGCAUCUAGAUAUCUAGAAUGUUCAGCAAUGCACAAUCGAG